Molecule: messenger RNA, 705 nt
Organism: Brugia malayi
Lineage: Eukaryota; Metazoa; Nematoda; Chromadorea; Rhabditida; Onchocercidae
Exons: 4
Coding region: 1-705 (234 amino acids)
Source: RefSeq, a predicted model, not a curated record
AUGCCAGUUGCGUCAGCACCACCGUAUCCUGAUAGAGUUGUGGUAGAACAAGGAGCAUCGACUAGAGCAGCUCCUGAUGAUUCACCACCGGCUUAUGAGGAUUCAUCUAAUCCGAACAGUAUGCCGCCAACCUAUGAAUCAUUGUAUGGUGAAUUUCGGCAAGUUGAGGACCCAAGAGGAUUAGCUCAAUUUCUAGCAAAAGCUUUUGCAAUAAUUAUUAGUACAAUGACCGCUGCGGUGCUUUUGGCAGUGCUAAAUAUCAUUCCAUUAGGAAUGAUAGUACUUGGCGGUUGUAAUAUCUACAGCUGUCCCGUGGAACCUUACAUACCUAUCUGGCUCAUUGUCACUGGUUUCUUUUCUCUACUGAAGAGUGCAACAAAUUUUUGUUAUCGUGCUAAACGACAGCGUGAAGGUCGUCCGCCUUCUGCAGCAGACGUCAAUCCAAAUCCCUUUGAUGGUCUGCUGUCAUGUUUCUUACUCGUCUGGUUUAUAAUCGGAUCAGUAUGGGUAUACUCAGUGCAGAAAGAUGUACAACAUAGCAAUUCUCGGGAUAGUAACUACUGCGAUCAGUUCACUUAUGUAUUUUCGUUCGUAUUUGUAACCCUGGGUUAUGCAUUAUUAGCCUGCACAUUGUGUUGUUUCUGUUGCUGUUGUUGCUGCAUUUGUUGUCGGCCUAAAAAACAGCAUGAUGCUGGUGCUGUAUAA